UAAAAAUCGCCUAAGAAUCGUAAUGAAAAGUCACCAAUUUUACCAAUAAUGCAAUUACAAAUAAAUCACGUAAUCUUAAAGUUACUUACUCAAAGUUAAAGAUAGAAGCUGUGCAUUGUAAUCUUGUUAAAAUCAUAAUGUUUUCCUGCAAAGUAAGAGUUUGAAGUGCAAUGCCAACACCAGCGGUGGGCAUAGACCUUGGCACCACCUACUCCUGCGUGGCAGUUUUCCAGCAUGGCAAAGUGGAGAUUAUCACCAAUGACCAGGGCAACAGGAUCACACCGUCAUAUGUCGCCUUUACUGAUACUGAACGAUUAAUCGGUGAAUCGGCUAUUAAUCAGAUAGCUAUGAAUCCGAAAAAUACAGUUUUUGAUGCAAAACGAAUGAUUGGAAGAAAAUUUAAUGAUCCAAAGAUUCAACAAGACAUUAAACAUUGGCCAUUCGAAGUUAUUUCUGAUAAUGGCAAGCCGGCUAUUGUGGUUCAAUACAAGAAAGAACGAAAAAAGUUUACACCUGAAGAAAUUUCCUCUAUGGUUCUAAGCAAAAUGAAACAAACAGCUGAGAUGUAUCUCGGAGGUACUGUGACUGACGCGGUUAUAACUGUACCAGCGUAUUUUAACGACUCUCAACGCCAAGCAACUAAAGACGCUGGGGCGAUUGCCGGGUUAAACGUUCUUAGAAUUAUCAAUGAACCAACAGCAGCCGCUCUCGCUUAUGGUUUAGACAAAGAUUUAAAAGGAGAGAAGAAUGUUCUAAUUUUCGACCUCGGAGGUGGCACUUUUGACGUUUCAAUACUUCAGAUAUCAGAAGGAUCGUUGUUUGAAGUUAAAUCAACCGCAGGUGACACUCACCUUGGUGGCGAGGAUUUCGACAGCCGAAUGGUAGACCAUUUCAGUCAAGAGUUCGAACGAAAAUUUAAGAAAAAUAUUACCAGCAAUCCGAAAGCUCUCAGAAGGCUAAGAACUGCGUGCGAAAGAGCUAAACGAACACUUUCUUCUAAUACAGAAGCUAGCAUAGAAAUAGACGCUCUGCAUGAAGGGAUAGAUUUCUAUUCCAAGAUCACUAGAGCUCGGUUUGAGGAACUGUGUUCGGAUUUAUUUCGACAAACAUUAGUGCCACUUGAGAAUGCAUUGAAAGAUGCUAAGAUGAAUACAAGAGAAAUAGACGACGUAAUAUUGGUUGGAGGAUCUACUAGAGUUCCAAAAAUCCAAAGGCUUUUACAGGAAUUUUUUGGAGGAAAAACCCUCAACCUAUCUAUUAACCCUGAUGAGGCGAUUGCUUACGGCGCGGCGGUACAAGCUGCUAUUAUUUCCGGAUCCCAAGAAGUUCGCCUUCAAGAUGUGCUCUUAGUUGAUGUGGCUCCAUUGUCUCUAGGCAUUGAAACUGCCGGCGGUGUUAUGACAAAGUUAAUCGAACGAAACACUAGAAUACCUAUAGCACAGAAUAAAAUUUUCACAACUUAUUCUGACAAUCAGCCGGCUGUUACCAUUCAAAUUUACGAAGGAGAAAGAGCACUAACAAGAGACAACAAUUUGUUGGGGACAUUUAAUCUUACUGGCAUUCCGCCAGCACCAAGAGGAAUACCUCAAAUUGAAGUGUCAUUUGAUAUAGACGCAAACGGCAUAUUAAACGUGACCGCCGAAGACAGAAGCACUGGUCAUUCCGAACGUAUAACCAUAUCUAAUGACAAGGGUCGUCUGAGUAAGAAGGAAAUAGAAAAGAUGCUACACGAUGCCGAGGUGUACAAGGCUGAAGACGAAGCUGUAAGAAAGACGGUAGAAAUGAGGAAUCAACUGGAGGGAUAUAUUUUUGGGUGUAAAACGGCAGCAGAAAAUUCAGGCGGGAGACUUACAAACAGUGAACGCACAGCAGUGGUGACAGAAUGCAACAACCAAUUGCAUUGGCUCGAGAGCAAUCCAAACGCGCCUAUAUCACAAUUGGAGGAACAUUUAAAGGCACUGCAGGCUGUCUGCCAGCCAGCUAUGAUGAAGUUGCACGGAGCCGGCGCAGGCGCAGGUGGAGGUGUCUCGGGACCCGGGGUAAGGCCGAGCACGCCCGGACGCAGCGGACCCACUAUUGAGGAACUUGAUUGAUGAACUCAACGGCUAAGGAA
Molecule: messenger RNA, 2113 nt
Organism: Papilio machaon (common yellow swallowtail)
Lineage: Eukaryota; Metazoa; Arthropoda; Insecta; Lepidoptera; Papilionidae
Product: heat shock protein 68
Exons: 6
Coding region: 171-2093 (640 amino acids)
Biological process (GO): cellular response to unfolded protein; protein refolding
Cellular component (GO): cytoplasm
Molecular function (GO): ATP-dependent protein folding chaperone; ATP hydrolysis activity; misfolded protein binding
Source: RefSeq, a predicted model, not a curated record